CGCGAAGUCGGUGAUUCACCGCUAUUGCACAUCUGGACCAGUUGCCUUGAAAAAUCCAUUGGCACAGCAGAGGUCAAUCGGGAGGCACUGAUCAUCUACUUGACCACUCAAAACCGAAGACUACAUCAUCACAAUGGGUGCCACUCGUGCGCAGAAGGAGCUAUACUUCCAGAAGCUCAAGGAGCUUGUGGCCAAGUAUCCCUCUAUCUUCCUCGUCAAUGUCGACAACGUCGGUUCCAACCAGAUGCACCAGAUCCGUGUCGCUCUCCGCGGCAAGGGUAUCGUCGUCAUGGGCAAGAACACCAUGGUCCGCCGCGCCCUCCGUUCCAUCCUCGGAGAGUACCCCCAGUUCGAGCGGCUCCUUCCCCACGUCAAGGGCAACAUCGGCUUCGUCUUCACCUCGGGUGACCUCAAGGAAGUCCGUGACAUCAUCACCGCCAACAAGGUUGCUGCGCCCGCUCGUGCUGGUGCCCUCGCCCCCAAGGACGUUACUAUCCCCGCCGGUAACACCGGUAUGGAACCCGGCAAGACCUCUUUCUUCCAGGCCCUCGGUAUUCCCACCAAGAUCGCUCGUGGUACUAUUGAAAUCGUGUCCGACGUCCAGGUCGUCACUGCUGGUACCCGUGUUGGCCCGUCCGAGGCGACGCUGCUCAACAUGUUGAACAUCUCGCCCUUCACCUACGGUAUGACCGUCGUUCAGAUCUUCGAUCAGGGCAACAUCUUCUCCCCCGAGGUCCUCGACAUCUCGGACAAGGAGUUGUUGGAUCGCUUCUUCUCCGGUGUCACCACCAUUGCGGCCAUCUCGCUCGCCCUCAACUACCCCACCAUCGUCUCCGUUGUGCACUCUCUUGUCAACUCGUACAAGAACCUCCUUGCCGUUGCUCUGGCGACUGACUACACCUUUGAGGGUGCUGAGAAGGCCAAGGAGUAUCUGGCCAACCCUGACGCCUUUGUCGUUGCUGCUCCGGCUGCUGCUGCCGAGGAUGCUCCUGCUGCCGCCGCUGCCGAGGAGAAGGAGGAGGAGAAGGAAGAGUCGGACGACGACAUGGGCUUCGGUCUUUUCGAUUAAGCGCGACAUCUCCGAAUGUGCCGUUGAUAAUGUAUCGCUUCAUGACCCUGCCAAAAGUUACACUACGAUGCUGUCAAUUUGUAUCACUACUGUGUCGCUAAAACUCAUGAUUCUCGGUGCACCGUCGCAAGCAGAUCUCCAUCCUGAGACUAC
Molecule: messenger RNA, 1222 nt
Organism: Dichomitus squalens LYAD-421 SS1
Lineage: Eukaryota; Fungi; Basidiomycota; Agaricomycetes; Polyporales; Polyporaceae
Product: 60S acidic ribosomal protein P0
Exons: 6
Coding region: 134-1069 (311 amino acids)
Biological process (GO): cytoplasmic translation; ribosome biogenesis; ribosomal large subunit assembly
Cellular component (GO): cytosolic large ribosomal subunit
Molecular function (GO): structural constituent of ribosome; large ribosomal subunit rRNA binding
Source: RefSeq, a predicted model, not a curated record